AUGUCGCCCAACACCGCAGACGACGCUCUUUCAUAUAAUUUUCAGAAGGCAUGCAUUGAUGGUAACCUUCGGGCAGUCCAGAGGGCUCUCGCCAGCGGAAGACUCUCUGCUAAGGAUCUUGACACUGGACUAAGGAUCAGUACUAAAGAGGCACAUCCGGACAUAGUAGCAGCUCUCUUUGAGGCAGGUGUGCCUAUGUCGCCAAAUGCAAUAGGCUGCCUCUGUGGGAAUGAUGCGAAACAGGACCCGCGCGUCAUUCGCCUCUACUUCGAUCGUGGUCUGAAGCCUAGUGAUUGUAUUACGACUAAAGGCGAGCCUCUUUUACGAUUUUAUUCGGUUGACUGUGCCCGGGAAUUACUCGAGCGAGGCGUCGACCCCAACCGCUGCGGUCCGAGAAAGAUAAGCCCCCUCUCCAGCUCUCUUGACCUGGUUCACGAGGACAACGGGUCUACAUUCGAAUUACUUGUGAAAUAUGGGGCGAAGAUGGAUCCCGGUCUCUUGUUUGAUGCUCUUGUUUGGAGCAGCGAUGCAGCUAUCAAAUUUCGUUUCCUUCUCUCCAAGGGUCUUGAUCCGACCACGACAAUUUCUGCAGAAUGGGGCACGCCGCUACAUGUUGCAGCUCUCUUCGCCGAUAAGGAGAUUAUUAGAAUGCUUCUCGACUUGGGAGCAGAUCCGAACUCCCGAUCAUACUGUAUGAAGUUCAAAAAUAAAACCCCCGUGGAAGUCGCCGAGUGGAAGAUGCGAGCUUCUCAUGAAGGCUCUUCUAUGAAGGGUAUGUAUCAAAGUGUCAUAGAGCUUCUCGGAUCUACACAGAUCGGAGUCUCUCUUCCUACAGUUGCUGCGUCGGAGAGGUCAAAUACCGAGAGCGAUACGGAGCCCCCUGCCGCGAAUAGAACGGAAAUCAACGAACGACUCAAUGCUGUCGACACUGGAUUGUCAGGUUCUUUAACGGGUGACUCGAAUUGGACUGGCUCCCAAAAGACCCAGAAUACCCGGAAGACACGAAUUCCAGGGGAAGGCAGCGUUAGUAGCCGGACACGCAGUCGUACCAAGACUGUCCCUUAG
Messenger RNA from Aspergillus niger, 1065 nucleotides. RefSeq lists its product as uncharacterized. The transcript has 2 exons. NCBI's taxonomy places the organism in Eukaryota, Fungi, Ascomycota, Eurotiomycetes, Eurotiales, Aspergillaceae. The record is from RefSeq and is a predicted model, not a curated record. Bases 1 to 1065 code for a protein of 354 amino acids. Gene Ontology annotation, molecular function: protein binding.